Molecule: messenger RNA, 382 nt
Organism: Rhagoletis zephyria (snowberry fruit fly)
Lineage: Eukaryota; Metazoa; Arthropoda; Insecta; Diptera; Tephritidae
Source: RefSeq, a predicted model, not a curated record
AUGGAUAAGGGCUUGAUGCCAAGAGCGUCCGCAAUUGUGGAGGGCGCACUGCGAAAUGUCAAUUUAAUCAUCGAACCACCGGCGGUCAGACGCGGCCAACAUGCCAUCGUGCGUUGCCUGUACGAUUUGGAAGGGACGCCCCUCUACUCGGCCAAAUUUUAUCGCGGCCAAUUGGAGUUCUAUCGCUAUACACCUGGUGAAUUUCCGAAUACGAAAGUUUUUCCAUUUCCCGGCAUACACGUCGAUGUGACCAAUUCGAAUGCAACGCAAGUGCUCAUCCGCAAUGUGGGUUUCGGUUUGUCCGGCAACUUUUCUUGCGAAGUGACAGCCGACGCGCCACUUUUCUCAACUGCCACCGCCACGGGUAUUAUGCAAGUUGUUG